AUGUUCGAGCAGCAGCAGCAGCAGCAGCAGCAGCAGCAGCAGCGGCGGCGGCGGCGGCAGCAGCAGCAGCAGCGGGAGCGUCACAUGCGGCAAUCAUCGCGCGCCGGCAAGACCUAUACCAUGACCGGCGACCGCUCCUCCUUCCAGCAGCGCGGCCUCAUACCCCGCACCAUAUCAGAGCUGAUCACGCAGCUGAGGGCCGACCCCGGGCUCGCGUCGUGGCAGCUGCGCGUCAGCUACCUGGAGAUCUACAACGAGGCAAUCUUUGAUCUGCUGGACAUCACCACGCAGCCCCACGAGAUCACGCUGCACGAGGACGGCCGGGGACGCCUGGCGGUGGCGGGCCUGCGGGCGGCGGACGUGCGCAGCGAGCAGGAGGCGCUGGCGCUGUUUUUUGAGGGCGAGGCGAACCGCGUGAUUGGCGAGCACCAGCUCAACCGCGAGAGCAGCCGGUCACACUGCGUCUUCACGCUGGCGCUGGCACUGGAACGUGAGGGCGCCAGCGACGGCGGCGGCGGCGGCGGCGGCGGCGGGCGGGGCACUGUGAGCAGCAAAAUCAGCUUGGUCGACCUUGCCGGCAGCGAGCGCGUGAGCAAGACGCGGAGCGAGGGGCUGGUCUUGAAGGAGGCGGGGCACAUCAACAAGAGCCUCCACAUCCUGGAGCAGGUGGUCCUGGCCGCCAGCGAGCGCGGGCGCGACCACGUGCCUUACCGCUCCUGCAAGCUGACGCACGUUCUCAAGGACUCCAUCGUCGGCAACUGCUGCGCGGUGCUGGUGGCCAACGUGUGGGGGGACGCGUCACAGCUGGAGGAGACGCUGUCGACUUGCAGGAGUCGAAGGAACUAUGAGAAGGGCGCGGAGGGCGCGGUGGUCCAGGCGCCCAAGGCCCCACUUUGA
This is a messenger RNA of Monoraphidium neglectum, 897 nucleotides long. Its product is annotated as Kinesin-like protein KIF9. The transcript is spliced from 7 exons. Bases 1 to 897 code for a protein of 298 amino acids. Gene Ontology annotation, biological process: mitotic spindle organization; microtubule-based movement. Gene Ontology annotation, molecular function: microtubule motor activity; ATP binding; microtubule binding. The record is from RefSeq and is a predicted model, not a curated record. NCBI's taxonomy places the organism in Eukaryota, Viridiplantae, Chlorophyta, Chlorophyceae, Sphaeropleales, Selenastraceae.